Molecule: messenger RNA, 1719 nt
Organism: Suricata suricatta (meerkat)
Lineage: Eukaryota; Metazoa; Chordata; Mammalia; Carnivora; Herpestidae
Gene: RFTN2
Product: raftlin family member 2
Exons: 10
Coding region: 167-1660 (497 amino acids)
Source: RefSeq, a predicted model, not a curated record
UCCCCUAAAAUCAAGCCCAGCCUCCCAGAGCUGUAGUCUAAUCAUCAUGGGUUCAACGACUUUACAGAAAAAUGGAUAGAAAACGUCUUCAGCUCCUUCCUUUGGACUCAAAUGUUUUCUUUUUGACUGUCUAUGGUUUAGCUGAAAAAAUCAAAGCAAUUUUGCCAUGGGGUGCGGACUUAGAAAGCUAGAAGACCCUGAUGAUAGCAGCCCUGGAAAAAUAUUUUCUACCCUGAAGAGACCGCAAGUGGAAACAAAGACAGAAUUUGCUUACGAAUAUGUAUUGCUGGAUUUUACUUUACAAGCCUCGCCGAACCCAGAAGUCAUCAAGAUAAAUUCAAUUCCAGAUAUAGUAACAAAAGUGGAAGACUACUAUCUUAAAGGAUAUAUUGUUGGGGCUGUUCAUCCUGUUAUACAACCUGUGAGGCAGCGAAAACACCUGCCUGCAAGUUACCUGUACAGGGUAGUGCUACUGCGCUUGAAGUUAAGCGUGAAGCAAUCGGCAGUACCCACUGGACAAAGACGCCCAAGGCUUGUGAUUGAGGAAUGUCCUCUAACUUACGAGACACAAACAAAUGACAUAGCAAAAGAACUGAUAGAAAAGAUUAAUAUAGCUGCUAAGAAAGGAAUGAAAUUUGUCGGAUUCAUAUCACAGCCUUAUCCACCACUUAAAUUCUGCAACGGAACCAACCAUGAUGAAGAUCUAGAGUCAACGCUGCCUGUGAGACACACUUCAGAUGAAAACUGUAAAAGUUGGAAUGAAGGAACACUAAGUGGGCAAUCAUCUGAGAGUGGAAUUGAGGAAGAACUUCAUCACGACAGUGGACAGUGUCAAGUGGACCGAGAUGGCAGCCCCCAUCCUAAGUCAGGAAAGGGAGAAGAAUACAAGUUGUAUACAAUAUUCAAUGUUUUUGAUGAUGAGUCAACCUGCUGGACCUAUCAAGAAGGCAUCCUAUCAAUGAAAGUAACAAGAAAAGGAUCUGUCAUUAGUACACUUGAUGCCGACUGGCUGGAGUUAACUACAUUUUAUUAUAAACAAGGCUUGUCUUUAAUUGAUUCUUUUGUAUGCUGGGAAACAUCUAAAGGGGACUAUUUGCCUAAAUCUUUGGAAGGAUUCUUUAUCUAUGAAGAAGAAGGUUCUGGAGUUCCAGGUUCCAGUAGGAAAGGAAAUGAUGCCAUCGUAGUAGAACAAUGGACCGUUAUUGAGGGCUGUGAAAUCAAAACGGAUUAUGGCCCUCUGCUGCACACUCUGGCUGAGUUUGGAUGGCUCCUGACAAGCGUGUUGCCUACACCUAUACUGAGACAUGACAGUGAAGGGAAUUUGGCUACAAAGCAGGUUGUGUUCCUUCAGAGACCUGUUAUGUGGAAUUCAGCUGCUCAAACACCAGAAAGGAAAGCCAGCCGGCACACAAAAGGUGAAGACAGGAACAAAGUCACCAGCAGGAGCAUCGGAUUAGACACAGCCACGUCACAACCGACAGACAGCAGAAACCCGCCUGUGGAGUGCUUCCUCUCUCCUCCUGGAGAGUGUUGGACAAAGGAGAGGCCGACACAGUACAGCAGCUUCCCCGGCUUCAGCAGCAAUGACAGCGUCCUACGGGAAUUAGACGAUGGUCAGUUUGACCAGGAAGAUGGAGUAACUCAGGUCACUUGUAUGUGAGCAACGAAGUAAAGCGAUGGAGGGCCCUGUAAAUAAUUAGUAAAAUAAUUGCCAACUGA